Molecule: messenger RNA, 731 nt
Organism: Moneuplotes crassus
Lineage: Eukaryota; Ciliophora; Spirotrichea; Euplotida; Euplotidae
Source: the annotation of a GenBank genome assembly
AUGGAAAAGAUACCAAGCAGAGCCAAGGUGCUUAUAGUUGGCGAUUCUGCUACUGGCAAGACUAGCAUCAUGAAUCAAGCCACCAUGAACAUUUUUGACAGACGAUAUGAGAAGACAAUUGGAAUCGAUUUUAGAAUUACUAAAUGGGAUGAAGGCAAAGAGCUUGUAACACUUCAGAUCUGGGAUACAGCUGGACAGAAACUUUAUAGACCAGCGGAUAUGAAUUAUUUUCAUAAAAGUGACGCGGUAGUAGUUGUUUAUGACAUUACCAAUAGAGAAUCCUUUGAAGAAGUUGAUAAGCAUUUCAAUGACAUUGAAAAGCUCAUUCCAUAUGUUGAGACAAUUGUCUUAUGUGGAAACAAAUCGGAUCUGGAAGAUGACAGACAAGUAUCCUAUGAUGAAGGCAAACAACUUGCUGAAUUCUACGGUAUUCCAAUGUUCUUCGAAACCUCUGCAAAAGAUGACGCAAACAUAUCUUCUCUGUUCACAUUUAUCUCUAAUUCCUAUCUGGAGUCCAAGAGGAAUUUCCUUUCUGACCAAAUGAGUCUUAAAAAUUAGGUUUGUGUAAUAUCUGUUUCUAAAUUCUAGCACCAUGUUUGAUAAACUUCAUUCCAAGGCAUGGUAUAUUUCAGUUGGUGUGUGCAUAUAAGCUUUAUGUAGCCUAAUUAGGUUUUGCUGAAGAAUGCAAUAUUCAGAAUUAGCAAACUACAACAAUAUCCAUUCCGAUCUUU